UCACAGCCAAAUACGAGAAAGAAGCAGGCCCCGAGGCCUGGGGUCUUCUUGCGUGUCAAGCUGUGCGCUAUGGGAACUCUGCUCUCAAAACUGAGACAGAGAUGUUUGAAAAAUAUUACAAUAAAUUGGAGCCCAGGGACCAGCAACCUCCACGAUUAUCAGAAAUUAAAAUAUCAGGAGCAGAAAUUGCACAGUUACGAGGCAGGCGUAAAUCCAAAUCCCGUGUAGGUCUGGAACGUGUGCCAGGCCUCAGCGUGGACCAAAAAUGCGAGCUUGUGCAAAAAGAGCUGGAAGACACAAAGGAUGAAAUAAGACACAUGAGGGCAAAUGCUGAGAGAGACCUGCAGCAUCACGAGGCUAUCAUUGAGGAAGCUGAAAUUCGAUGGACCGAAGUUCAGAGAGAAGUGCAUGAGUUUGAAAAAGAUAUUCUAAAGACCAUAUCCAAGAAGAAAGGGAGUAUUUUGGCCACUCAGAAAGUGAUGAAAUUCAUUGAGGAUAUGAACCGCCGGAGGGAUAAUAUGAAGGAUAAAUUACGUUUGAAAAAUGUUUCUCUCAAAGUCCAGAGGAAAAAGAUGCUUUUACAGUUAAGGCAGAAGGAAGAGGUGGGCGAGGCCCUCCACGAUGUUGACUUUCAGCAGCUGAAGAUCGAGAAUGCUCAGUUUUUAGAGAUGAUUGAAGCAAGGAAUCGAGAACUGAUCCAGCUGAAGCUGGCAUCCAGAAACACCCUGCAGAUCCUCAACGCGUACAAAAGCAAGCUACACCGAGCCAUGGAAACGUCCCUCAAUCUGGACAAGGAGCUCUUGCUGAGAAAAGAGUUACUUGAAAAAAUCGAAAAAGAAACCCUACAAGUAGAGGAGGACCGAGCCAAGGCCAUGGCUCUGAACAAGCAGCUCCGGAAGCAGCUGUCUGAGUUCCGAGCGCCACAGGUGAUGCUGUACGUCCAGGAGAAGAUCCGAAACGGGGACCUGGAGAAGACCAUCAGGAUGUGGGAGAGGAAAGUGGAGAUCGCAGAGAUGUCCUUAAAAGGCUACCGCAAGGCUUGGAAUAAAAUGAAAACCACCAACGAGCAGUUGCAAUUUGCCCCCCUGGGAAAUAGCCAGAGGGAGGCUACGGCUGCCGACCCAAAAGUGACCCAUUAAAGUAACUGGCUCCUCUCCAGUCAUGGGGUCCUCUCCCUGCUCCCUGUGAUGGCUGGUGUCCCCAGUUCUCCAGCCAGGCUGCGGGUCACCUCCCAGGCCACCUCGGACCCUGGGGACUGUUUUCACAGCCUGGCUCUGGGAACCGUUAACACUGAAAGAACCACAGGGCACUCUCAUGGUUUGACACUUGUUAGCCCACCUUUAGUUCACAAGCACACAUGACAGUGACCUUCCCGCAUGUGGGAGUGGGACGGAAGAGGGAGAGCUGGCCCAGUGUGUACUGUGGGCCUUGUCCGCGGCAGCCCAGCUGUGCAACUCUCAGAAAGAGACACCAAAACAGCGUGGUGAAUGCCUGGCACUCAGCGUUCUGAGCUGACUCUUCAGUUUGGAGGGUUAGCUCCUAGACUAAGAUACCGUUACCAAAGAAAACAAGCACAAAGAAAAAGAAGGUAAUUGCUUGGGGCUGAUGUAACCUGUUCUGGCCUGAUAGAGACACACUGUCCCCAGCCUCCCUACCGUAGUAGUCAUAGUACAUGGGCUGGAUGGCCAUCUCAGACCGGUCUGACUCCGUCAGACCCUUUUCCCUAAAGUCUAGACUCACUUGAGCGCCAUUUGCUGG
This is a messenger RNA of Hippopotamus amphibius kiboko, 1758 nucleotides long. Its product is annotated as coiled-coil domain-containing protein 113-like. The transcript has 9 exons. Gene Ontology annotation, cellular component: axoneme; ciliary basal body. NCBI's taxonomy places the organism in Eukaryota, Metazoa, Chordata, Mammalia, Artiodactyla, Hippopotamidae. The record is from RefSeq and is a predicted model, not a curated record. Gene Ontology annotation, biological process: cilium assembly. Bases 102 to 1139 code for a protein of 345 amino acids.